Phyllotreta striolata is the source of this 5702-nucleotide messenger RNA. NCBI's taxonomy places the organism in Eukaryota, Metazoa, Arthropoda, Insecta, Coleoptera, Chrysomelidae. The record is from the annotation of a GenBank genome assembly.
AUGUCUGUAGAUGCCGAGAGGCAAUUCCUUUGUCCCCGACUUAUAGACUACCUUACUAUAGUUGGGACACGAUAUAGCAAUAUUCCUUCAAAACAAAACACCAAUCCUCAUAUUCAGAUACCUGAACUCCUUCGUCGCUAUCCGAUUCAGGAUCACAAGGACUUCCCCAUGCCCUUGGACAUGGUUUACUUCUGCCAACCAGAGGGCUGUUCUUCGGUAGGACCCAGAAGGACAGCCCUUAGAGAAGCCUCGUCUUUCGUAUUUACUCUUACCGAUAAAGAUUCCGGCAAAACGAGAUACGGCAUUUGCGUAAAUUUUUAUAGACCGAUUGAAAAGGCGCCGGCUAAUUUGAGCAUCGGAAAAGGCAGAGCUAACACUAGCUUGAGAAGGGAUUCGUGGAGGAAGAGUAUGGAGAAAAGCUCAGAUUCCGCUUUUUCUAGCGACUAUCGAAGCAGUAACGUUGCUCCUAGCGAUUCAGAUAAAGAUUGUCCGAGCAGAAGAGACUCCGAAUCAACUACUGCUAACCUCCCACGACUCGGUGUUAUUCCAGCGAACGAUUCGGAAAGUGGAGGUAGUCAUUCUCCUUCUCCAAGAGCAAGCCGUCGUCGUCAGCGAUUAAGAAAUUUGUCGUUAACAUCGCUCUGUAUUCUAUCGCAUCAUCCGUUUUUUUCAAUGUUUCGCGAAUGCCUAUUUAUCCUAAAAAAGUUGAUUGAUGCUUGUAACGAAUCGUCAAAUCCAAGAAGAGUUGGUGCUUCCAAACAAUUGUCCAGGGAUAAUGUUUGGAGUGUGUUGACUGGACACGCUACUGAUACUACCUCAUCUAUAGUUAUCCACGACGUUAAAGAAAUCGAAACUUGGAUACUCAAGUUGCUUUCCUCUCCUGUACCUAUACCCGGGAAAACUAAAGUUGAAGUUGAAAUAUUAUCACCAAGCGUAUACGAUCCUCUUAUGUUUGCCUUACCGAGUCACACUCGAUUCUCUUUAGUUGACUUUCCGCUACAUUUGCCUUUAGAAUUACUAGGAGUAGAUACCUGCUUGAAAGUCCUAACCAUAAUACUGUUGGAAAACAAAGUGGUUUUUCAAUCUAGAGAUUACAAUGCUCUGUCUAUGUCUGUGAUGGCUUUCGUAACAAUGUUAUAUCCUCUAGAAUAUAUGUUCCCGGUUAUACCUUUGUUGCCGACUUGUAUGAGCUGUGCAGAACAGCUUUUACUUGCACCCACACCGUUCGUUAUUGGUCUUCCAGCUAGUUUCUUAAUGUACAAAAAAAAUUUCAAAUUACCUGACGAUAUUUGGCUUAUCGAUUUGGAUUCGAAUAAGUUAAUAUCUCCAAGCGAAAUACCCCCGUUGCCGGAACCGGAGGGUACGAUUUUGAAAAACCAUCUGAAACAGCUUCUUACCAACAAGGCAAUGCAACUUAUGGAUCAAGUUGGCACCGGAGCUAUCACGAAUUUGGCCGUUCAGUCGACAGCUACGCAACAGCUUCAACCAUCACGAAGAGAGAGUGUAAGUUCAGCAAAUACAUUGGGAAAAUCAAAAGGGAAAUCACCAGAUGAAUCUACAUCACCUCUCGCAGUCAGUCCUAACACUCAACCGAGAGUAUCGCUAACACCGCAAGUACCUUACUUACCGCCUUUGCGCCCCCCAUCGCCUUCAAGUGGUUCCAACCCCUUCAUUUACGGCAACGACAUCGACUCCGUCGAUGUAGCAACUCGAGUUGCCAUGGUACGAUUCUUCAACUCUCAAAAUCUCUUGGCCAACUUUUCGGAGCAUACCAGAACUCUUCGACUCUUCCCGAGGCCGGUCGUCGCUUUUCAAAUAAACAGUUUUUUGAGGUCUCGACCGAGGGCUUCCCAUUUUCUAAAUCGUUUCGCCAGGACCCAAGCGGUCGAAUUCUUGGCCGAAUGGUCGUUGACUCCAACUAACGUUGCCUUUCAAAGGGUCCAGACCGGAGUUCUUGACCCUGCCUUAAUAGGAGACAAGCCGAAAUGGUACAUUCACACAUUGGAACCAGUGAAAUUCGUUGUUUGGGACGACGGCAGUUCGUUAAAUGGUGCUUUAAGGAGCAUGCAGAACAUCGAACACCAACCAACAGACGAAAGUGGUUCGGACUCGGAAGAAGGGGAAAGUACAAGUUCGAGCUAUUCCUCUCUGAGCGACUUCGUCUCCGAGAUGGUUUCGUCGGAUCUAUCUCCCGGUUACAAUUCUUUGCACGAGCAAAGGAAAUCGAACGCACAACACAUGUCUUUUUCGUCUAGCGUAGACGUCGAAACCAUCUACAAUCCUCCUUCGGAACUUCGAUAUCCCGAUGGGAACAUCCCCAUCGCUCGAGUGGAUUCCUUGCAAUCGUCGACGAGUAGCGAAUCGGAUUUGAGUUCGCCAGAUUUCAACAGAGAUUCCGAAUUGGAAUUCGGACUUAAAACGAAAAGCGAACAAAACGUUCCUAAGACUGACAAAGAAGAGACUGGUAGCUAUGAGAACGAAUCGGAUUCGAAUAGUACCACUACACCUAAAACCGUAGUUAGCACUAACAAUGUUAGGCAAGGAUCACCAACAAGCGAAACGGAGACUUCGAGCACAUCGAGGAAAGGAAGACGAUCUAUAACACCAGUGCCUCCUAUAACACCCGUUUUACAAAAGCAACCGAGCGUUGGUAAUGUAUUGGCAAGAACGUCUACUUUAAGCUCAUCCGCGAAUUCCAGUCCAGUUCCUACUUCCUCCGGCAGUGGUGGAGUUACCAGGCAAGGUUCUCAGGGGUCAUUAUUCGAACAAUUCACUUUCCAAGCUAAGGAGCUCGUCAGGGAAAGCACGAGACAGAGCAGUCAAGAUGGAUUGCUGGCUCAAAUGGAUAAGUUGAAAACACAAGCUAAAGAAAAACUAACCGAAGCUGAGGAAAGCAGUUUGUUUGCUCCAUUUGAUAAGUUAACAUCGCAAGCUAAAAAAGCAGCCGAAGAAGCCACGAAGAGUGUGCAAGUAGCUGGAAAGAGUGCUUUAGAGGCUAGUAAAACUGCAACAGCUAUGAGUAAAACGACCCUUGAUGAUCUAACAUAUGUGGGGAAAUCUACAUUCGGAGAUUUGACUAAAAGUGCUAAAGAAGUAGUCACUAAGAAAGGAUUACUUAGAGGCGAUUCUUUCAGCAAGCAAAUGGAGCCGGCUUCCACCAGCACAGCAAUAGUUGCCUCAUCGAACGUUUUAACUGGUGCUAGUAGAGAUUUCUUUUCCAACAUUAGUUCCGACAUUAACGGCUUGGCCGAUUCCACAACGAAUAUGUUCUCCAAUUUCUUCGGAUCGAAGAAAGACCAACCCAAAGCUGUUGUGGACACGAAGAACAAACAGAAGGAGCCAACGAAAAGUAUGUUUGGCCCAUUCAACAGAGGUCCGAAGGGACUGGCUGAAAAAAGUCCUUUAAUAAAGCACAUGCCAAGGAAACAGGAGGACUUGCAUUGGAAACAAGCUGCCGAUAAGAAUGCUACUAAUAGCGAAAACCAGGCUUUCCUGAAAGACGUAAUAACAAGCGUUCUUGACGGCGAAGGCGUUGGAUGGCUCAAAUUGAACAGAUUAAAGAAACUUAUGGAGGAUGAAUCUUAUAGAAACUUCGUUUUAAGUAAAUUAAAUAAAACACUUGACAGGAGGAUUUCACCAGACGACCACAUAGACGAUGUGUGUAUAUCAAAACCUGUUUGGAAAGGAAUGCUUAAGAUGCUACUAGCAGUAGUUCAUGGGUUAGAAGUGACGUUCAGCAAUUAUGGAUUGGGAGGAAUGGCAUCAGCGUUUCAACUAUUCGAAAUUGCGCACACUCACUAUUGGUCAAAGGAUAUGACCGAGCACAUGGGACCCGACAUGACUCAAGCCUCUAGUCCACGAUCUCCGUCGAGUCCUAGAUAUUCCUUGCAGUCAUCGGAUUGGGAGAGCUCAAGAAAAUCUUCUCAAGCAGAACCACCAGAAGUUCGGCUUAUUCAGGAAGCGGAAUCGGAGAAGGAACAUUCCACGACGGAGAUAUUUAAAGAUAUGCUUACUCAGAAGAAGAAUAUGUUGCUGAGUAAAUUAACAUCAUUCGAUUCUGAUGGCGAAAGUACUGUGCAUGGUUCUGGGGGAACUAUUUCUCCAUCAGCGGGCUCCAUUACGAUGGGACCCGCCUGUAACCUUAAUAGGGGCGGUAAUCAGGCGUCUUUCCGUUCGACAGUUUCUGACACAGAAGUCGAAACGCUGCAGUUUCCAAAGAUACCAAAGCCGCGAACAUCAAGUGUUUGGUCGAGUAAAUCCUCAAUCAGUGCGGGUUUUCGUUAUCACGGCGGAAAUAUUAUCAACACGGUAACAUCGCCUAGUCCAGAUGGUGUAAGAACCUACCUCUUCGAGGGAUUGGUUACCAAAGAAAGAUCGCCCCUCUGGGACCAAAUGCAAUUUUGGGAAGACGUAUUUCUCGACGCAGUUUCCCAGGAAAGGGACAUGAUCGGGAUGGACCAGGGCCCUCGCGAAAUGAUGGAGAGGUACAAAAGUUUGAGCGACACGGAGAGAAAGCGCUUGGAACACGAAGAGGAUAAAUUACUCGCCACGCAAUUAUACAAUUUGACUGCUAUUUUAGUAAUGCUCAAUUGUGGCAAAGAAGAACUUAAGAGAAAAAUCAGGAGGUUGUUGGGAAAAAGCCAUAUAGGUUUAGUUUACAGCCAAGAAGUGAAUCAGUUGUUGGACCAAAUACAUAAUCUGAACGGUAAUGAUAUCGAUUUGAAACCUCUAGGAUCGAGGCUAUUGCAUAGACAAAGUUUUACAGUUCACCAAGGUGUAGAUUGUACAGGCGAUUUGAGGUUCAUGGAAGUUCGAGAUGAUGGAUUGGUAUUAAGAUCUGUAAACGGGGUAAUAGUAGAGAGGUGGUGGUUCGAAAGGCUAGUGAAUAUGACUUACAGCCCUAAGAAUAAAGUGCUUUGUCUUUGGAGAAGAAAUGGACAGCAAACCCAACUGCAUAAAUACUACACGAAGAAGUGCAAGCAAUUAUACUACUGCAUUAAAGAAGCCAUGGAACGCGGCGGAGUUGCCGGAACGGCUCCGGAAUUAGGUGGGGAAUUCCCUGUACAAGAUAUGAGUACGGGAGAGGGUGGUUUGUUGCAGGUCUGCAUGGAGGGAGUUGGAUUACUUUUCGCGAAUAGCAAGGUAUUUAUUUUUUCGUUAGGAUAAUUCACAUAAGGAAAUGUUUUACGCAAAAAUCGAACAUUUUUGUAUUAGAGGAGUUUAAUCCGAAAACUCGGCAAGUGAUUCAAAGGAAAUACAAAUCACCCAUGGCGGAUCAAAUCUGCUAUUCCGUAUUGUGCGUUUUCUCUUACGUGGCGGCGGGUUCAGAUAAACCUAAAGCAGCAAAAAAAUCGGUCGAUGUAACUCAACUUAACCUCACCUCUUAUCUGAAGGCGGCAAACCAAGACGUCUCCGGAGAAGAUCUCCAUUCACCACAGAACAUUCCACCUCCGACGAGCCCCGAGCCGGGAUCCGUGACGCCUGUCGGGGGUCCCCCGAAGUAUCCUCCGCCUGCUUUGCCGGUAGGUGUGGCGCCACCUGCGCCCCCUCCUGGCAUUAGGACUAUACAAUCGCAAUUGUCUUUACCUUCUAGUAAGCCUCCUCCUGUUCCUAGUAGAAAUCUACCCUCUAGACAAAUGACGAUUCCAUCACAACCUAGUCAGUCGUCGCAGCCACCUCAGCCUCCACCUAGACCAAAGUGA